Molecule: messenger RNA, 1560 nt
Organism: Strongylocentrotus purpuratus (purple sea urchin)
Lineage: Eukaryota; Metazoa; Echinodermata; Echinoidea; Camarodonta; Strongylocentrotidae
Gene: mterf3
Product: transcription termination factor 3, mitochondrial
Exons: 6
Coding region: 201-1466 (421 amino acids)
Biological process (GO): mitochondrial ribosome assembly; regulation of DNA-templated transcription
Cellular component (GO): mitochondrion
Molecular function (GO): double-stranded DNA binding
Source: RefSeq, a predicted model, not a curated record
ACACAGAAGCGCCAGAAGCGCCGCCGCACAUCUUGUAAACAUGAUUAAGAUCAGAGCCACGCAGUCAAGAUCAACAGGAUGAUCAAAUAAGGACUGUUCAGCCAGCUAUUUACAUUUAAACAUCACCACUUGUUGUAUGGGUGGAUGACUCUUUCUGAAGAAUUUCCCUUUUUCCACGAGGAAACUAUCCAUGAUCGUUCAUGAUGAAUCGCAGCAACUUCCACCUCAGCUGUAGGCUCUUCAAGGGAGCUGUUUCCUGUCUCAGUACCUGUAAACCAUCCUCGGUCCCAGUGACAUCUGGCCAAAGAUGGCAGAAGCAUGGCUUCCAUAGCUUUGGUCCAGCCACGGUAGAACACAGUCUCCAGAAGGCUGGGACCCAACACAGUUUCUUACUUCCCAGGAGACUAGUAUCAGAGAAAAGAGAGGACAAGGUUAUAAGUUCCAGCUCUUCUGAGGAUGCUGAUUUAUCCCCUGAUUUAUUAGCAAAUGCAAAGCCAUCUUUUAUGGAGGCCAUUCCUGAAGACGAUGUUGAGGUGUUGGAAAAUAGCCAUGAAUUUGAGGUUGACAUCCUUGAAGAGACAGAGAAUCCAGAGAUCUUGGAACACUUUUCUGACAUGCCCCUCAUGCCGGAGACAUAUACCCUGGCCUCGUACGUGGACCAUUCUGAGACCCUGCAGAAGCUAGUGCACAUGGGCAUGGACCUUUCCAAAGUGCAGAGCAGAAAAGGGGUGGCCAGCAUGCUUAUGAAGAUGGACUUUGACCGUGACAUAAAGGACAAGCUGGCCUUUCUGCAUCACAUAGGGAUUCCUGGAGAACAACUUGGAUGGUUUAUCACCAAGAACCCGUUCAUCUUAGGUGAAGAUGUGCAGAAUCUAGAAGCUAGGGUACAUUAUUUGCUGCAAAAUGGAUUUUCGGAGGCAGAUGUUUCCCAGAUAGUUUGUCGUUCCCCCUACUUUCUGAAUUUUUCUGUGGAGAGAAUUGACAACAAACUAGGCUACUUUCAGCAGCUUUUGAGAAUUUCUGAUUCCAACGUCAGAGAGAUCAUCACCAGGUGUCCUAAGCUGGUCACCAUGACAGUUUCAAGGCCCAAGGAGAAUCUGUUUGUCCUGGAGUUCCAGUGUGGCUUUAGCAAGGAUGCUCUACGCUCUAUGGUGCUCAAAGAACCAGCUAUACUGCUCAGGGGAAAAUUUCGUUUGAUUGCAACCUUUGACUACCUCCACAAUGUCAUGGAGAUUCCACACAAGCUGCUUCUCAAGUCGCCUCAAGUCUUUCUCGGCCAGGUCAACAGGGUCAAGGACCGACACAAGUAUCUGACAUUAAUAGGAAGGAACCAGUAUAAUCCCAAAGACCCUGGUUAUGUUCCGCUGAUGUCCCUGUUCAAACUACCAGAUGAGGCAUUCUGCAAAGACAUCGCAAGGACUUCACUCCAAGAGUACGAGAGGUUUUUGAAGACAAGCCGUACGUGACACCUUUUCGUUGGCCGUUAUUUUUCUUCCAGCCAUACUCAACCUCCCUUCUAAAGGAACUGACCAGUAGAUUUUGGACAGAGUUUUAGGAAGA